Molecule: messenger RNA, 114 nt
Organism: Alternaria arborescens
Lineage: Eukaryota; Fungi; Ascomycota; Dothideomycetes; Pleosporales; Pleosporaceae
Exons: 1
Coding region: 1-114 (37 amino acids)
Source: RefSeq, a predicted model, not a curated record
AUGAGCGCACUGCCCAUGUUCUGGAAUGCCGCCAGCGCUGUGCACCCGGAUGCCCAUGGGAAACUUGUUGAGCCCAUGCUGCGAGACCAGCUCGCCCGCCCGCGACCACCAUGA